AUGGCGUGGAGAGAGUCCAUCACUUUCCUUCAGAAGCUACUCCGUAUCAAGCUCAGACAACGAAGGGAGGUGCUCGGCUAUUGCAAAUUGCUUGGCCAGAAAAACCACACUCCUACAUUCUACAGCCAAUCAGAGGUUCACCGUUCACGUCUUCUAAGAAACUUGAAGCAUUCUUUGGCAGACCCUGUUGCAAUGUGGCAUGUCAAAGACGAGAUAGCCCCUGCUAUCCUCCUUGUGGUGGACUUUGGUGGCUGGUACAGGCUUGAUACGAAGACAUCCAAUGACAGCUCUUCCGACUCAAUGAUACAUCAUACUCAAGUCUCUCUACUGAAAGAUGUCAUUGUACCGUACACCCAUUUACUUCCUAGGCUACACCUAUCUGAAAACCGGAAGAGGCCCACAGUUCUUUACUUCAAAGGAGCAAAGCAUAGGCACCGGGGAGGUCUUAUUCAUGAGAAAUUAUGGGAUUUGUUGAUCGAUGAGCUGAGAGUGAUUAUGGAAGAGGGCUUUCCUAAUGCCACAGGGAAGGAGCAAUCAAUAAAGGGGAUGAGGUCAUCGCAGUUCUGCUUACAUCCAGCAGGCGACACACCAACUUCGUGUAGACUCUUUGAUGCUGUGCGGAGUCUCUGCAUACCAGUCAUUGUCAGCGACAACGUUGAGCUCCCAUUUGAAGGCAUGGUGGAUUACUCAGAAUUCUCUGUUUUCGUUGCUGUUAGUGAUGCUUUGAAGCCCGAUUGGCUAGUGAGUCAUCUGAGAAGCUAUUCUCGUGAACAGAAGGAUAGGUUUCGCAGAAACAUGGCCACGGUUCAACCGGUCUUUCAAUAUGACAACGGCCAUCCGGGUGGUGUUUGCCUGAUACCUCCAGGUGGCGCAGUGAAUCACAUAUGGAGGAAAGUUCAUCAAAAGCUACCAUUGAUCAGAGAAGCUAUCACACGAGAGAGGCGAAAACCUCAGGGAGUAUUGGUUCCACUUCGUCGUCAUUGCAUUUGAUGUAUCAUAUUUUCCAUAACUCACUUCUUCACUCUACUCCAUUUUUAUAUUUUAAUGUUUUCGUUUAUUCAUCAAUAUGGGUUUAUUAUACCUUCUUUGAUAGAUCUA
Molecule: messenger RNA, 1098 nt
Organism: Salvia splendens (bonfire salvia)
Lineage: Eukaryota; Viridiplantae; Streptophyta; Magnoliopsida; Lamiales; Lamiaceae
Product: probable arabinosyltransferase ARAD1
Exons: 3
Coding region: 1-990 (329 amino acids)
Molecular function (GO): glycosyltransferase activity
Source: RefSeq, a predicted model, not a curated record